Molecule: messenger RNA, 750 nt
Organism: Trypanosoma conorhini
Lineage: Eukaryota; Euglenozoa; Kinetoplastea; Trypanosomatida; Trypanosomatidae
Exons: 1
Coding region: 1-750 (249 amino acids)
Source: RefSeq, a predicted model, not a curated record
AUGGCGAAGUCUUCGCGCUCGAAGUGGAAGAAGCUGCACAAGCGGCAGCGCGCGCAGGAGGUGGCCGCCGUCGUAGAGAAGCGUGUGGGGCGCCUGAACGACAAACUCCGCCUUGCGGCGCAGGGCGGCCUGAGCGCGGUCCCGAUGGAGGACCCCGAGACCCGCUUCCACUUCGUGAACCCCGAAAUGGACAUGAAUGUGCCGCAGAACUGCAAAGGGCCAAACAACAACUUUCACGACAUCCUCCGCGAGUCGCUGGACUUCAACAAGCCGCUGCAGCUGCGGCCCGCGCAGACGUGUUUUCACGGCAAGAGCGACCCGAACGCGCCGCACCCGAUGACGCAGCAGUUUGAGCUGCUCGACGCCGCCGCGCCGGUCGCCGGUCACGCCCUCACCGUGAAGGACGUCGAGCACGCGCCGCAGGGGGAAGAGCGGCGCCUUCGCGUGGACCACGGCGCCAGCGCAGCGGAGGCGUCCCACACCGACGGUGACGAAAUGGAGGAGUUUGUUUUUGGCUGCAACGACGCCGCGGCGGAGACGGAGCAGCAGCCGCAGGGCAAAGCGGCCACGGCACGUGCAGCGGCGCCUCAGCGCAUAGGCAGCAUGACGGGGUCCGCCCAGCGCGCCAGCCGCGUCGUGCAGGUUUCCGGCACCAAGAAGGCAAAGCGGCUGUCCAACACCCCACCCACGCGCCUAGCGAAGUCCGGCGGCAGGGCAGGCGCAAAGAAACGGGCCACGGCUAGUCAGUAA